This is a messenger RNA of Schistosoma bovis, 786 nucleotides long. Lineage: Eukaryota; Metazoa; Platyhelminthes; Trematoda; Strigeidida; Schistosomatidae. The record is from the annotation of a GenBank genome assembly.
UCUAAAUGACAAUAAGUGUUGGGACAUAUGACAGAAUAUUCAAAUCAAUUCCUCAGACAAGUAAUAAAACCGUCAAACAGAAGUAAUGUUCAAGCUGUAAAUUGUCAUAAAUAGAAAUCAGUUCAAUAGCUUUCUUGAUUAAUUUUAGAAGCAUCUGCCAUCUGAAACUAUGAGGUGUCCUGGAUGUGAUAGAGAAGUUUACUUUGCUGAGCGUGUAAGCUCAUUCGGUUGUGACUGGCAUCGCCAAUGCUUAAAGUGCAGCAGAUGUAGUAAAACCAUGCUUCCCGGUUGUGGCCUAGAACGUGAUGGAAAACUAUAUUGUACUGAACCUUGUUAUAAUACGCUGUUUGGACCGAGAGGUUAUGGUGCGGUUCCAGACAUUGAUGACUUUUACGCAUAAUAUUGAAAUCUCGAAAACGUACGAUCAUUUUUCAUUAUUAACACUGUUUGCAAGACUCAUGAAAUAGAUUUAUUUAAUUACUACUUAUCUCUGUGAUUUUAAUACCAUAUACUUUGUAAUAAAAUCGCUUAUCAUAAGAUGCGUGUUUUUCGUUCUAUACCACAAUGAUCCGGGGUUAAAUGAUAGUGAGAGGUGCCAAAGGUUAUCUUUAAUAGACCAUGAUGCACAUUGGUUUACUGAAUAACGAUCAUCGUUGAUAACUAAUUUUCAAAGAAAUUAUCGGUAGAAAUUUGGAGAAACGUAACACAAAUAGAAUAAAAUCACACAGGUAAACUUCAGGUAAGGAGUAGAAAUUCUCACAUCGUAACUAUAAAACUCAGAAGGGU